Messenger RNA from Chiroxiphia lanceolata (lance-tailed manakin), 2293 nucleotides. It is a transcript of the gene HLTF, whose product is annotated as helicase like transcription factor. Lineage: Eukaryota; Metazoa; Chordata; Aves; Passeriformes; Pipridae. Gene Ontology annotation, molecular function: metal ion binding. The record is from RefSeq and is a predicted model, not a curated record.
CCUUGAGGUUUUACUGUCUUCAUUUUCUGUUUAGGCACUCCUAUUCAGAAUUCUGUAAAAGAUUUGUGGUCUCUUAUUUCCUUCUUAAAACUGAAACCUUUUACUGAUUGAGAGCGGUGGCACAGAACAAUUCAACGUCCAGUCACAAUGGGAGCUCCAGGAGGACUUUGGUAUGAAGUGUUCCCAAAGGAGGAGAGACAAAUCUACCAGUCUGUGAAGAAUGAGGGCAAAGCUACUAUUAGCAGAUUUUUCAGCGAAGGGAAUGUACUAGCUCAUUAUGCUGACGUCCUUGGUGUUCUGCUCAGAUUAAGACAGAUUUGUUGUCAUCCUCAUCUUUGUAUAAAUACCUCUGCUAGUUUUUCAAGUGAUAAUAGAACUCCCGAAGAACUGCAUGUGAGAUUAGAGAGUAAAAUGAAGUUGGUUCUGAGCUCUGGUUCAGAUGAAGAAUGCGCAGUUUGCUUGGAAUCAUUGACUCUUCCUGUGAUAACGCACUGUGCCCCUGUGUUUUGUAAACCAUGUAUUUUUGAAGUCCUCAGAAAUGAACAGCCAAAUGCCCUCUGUAGGAAUGAACUUCAAGUAGAGCACUUGGUGGAAUGUCCCCUAGAAGAGGAAAUAGACUCCAGUAGUGGAAAGAAACCUGAUCGGGAGUGGAUAUCCAGUUCAAAGAUAAAUGCUCUUAUGCAUGCUUUGAUAGAACUGCAGAGGGAUAAUCCAGCUGCUAAAUGUCUCGUUGUUUCUCAAUUCACAACUUUCCUGUCACUGAUAGAAAAUCCCUUGAAAGAAUCAGGGUUUGCCUUUACUCGUUUGGAUGGGUCAAUGGCACAGAAGAAAAGAGUGGAAGCAAUUCGGUGUUUCCAAAGCAACCAAGCAGGGUCUGCAACUAUAAUGCUUUUGUCUCUGAAAGCGGGUGGAGUUGGAUUAAAUCUGACAGCAGUCCGAGUGUUUUUAAUGGAUUCCGCUUGGAAUCCUGCUGCAGAAGACCAGUGUUUUGACAGGUGUCACAGGCUGAGUCAGAAGCAUAAUGUUGUUAUUACUAAGUUCAUUGUGAAGGAUUCAGUGGAGGAAAAUAUUCUGAAAAUUCAGAACAAGAAGAGGGAACUUGCAGCAGGAGCCUUUGCUACCAAAAAGCCUUCAGCAAGUGAUGUGAAACAAAACAAAAUUAAUGAAAUUAAGGCUCUGAUUGAUUUAUAGCUUCAUCCUGUGGUAUUUUCAGUAAAUAAUAUAUUUAAUGUUUUAGAUGAUACUUUUCUUCAAGUUAUAUGUUCCAUGCUAACUUUCAAUUUUGCUCUCUUUGUGCUCAAAAUAUAAAUGCUUCAAAUAAAUUAUAAAAACUAAUUUGCUCCUAAAUGUUAAUUUAGAAGCACACAAACUCCUGAAAUUAUUCCAGUGUUCAUUUCCUCAAAAGGUUCAUUUCUUCAAAAGGUUGCUUAUUACGUUCAAUGCUUAAGAAUACGUAGAAGUCCCUCAAAAUGGAAAUGUGUAUUGAUACAUUCUAACUUGUAAGCAUUUAAUCUCUUUUUAGAGGUGAAAAAGUAUAAAAGGUACGUAGUAUGUGUUUUCUCCUUCAGACAAAACUCUUUAGAGAUGAAUUAGUUUCGUGUUUCUGUCUCAAUGUUGCCUGAUAAACAAACAGAUCAUCUGGAUUGUUUGUUUCAGAACAGGUGGUCAGUGACACUUUGUAAGGAAUUUUUACUUUUGCAGGCUAUGUCCAAAGAUGGUAUUUAGUUAAAAAUUUUAAAAUAUUUUGUACUGUUUCUGAAUAAUAUACAGGUGCAGCAGGGAGUCCCUCUGUUGAUUACUUCACAGGACCUAGUAAAAAGGAAGUACUUCAGUUUGUAAAACACUUUCUUUUAAUAUUUUACUUCUCUUUAGAAGAAUUCCAAUGAUUUUUAUAAAAGUGAAGGUUUUUUUGUUUGGAUAAAGUGCUAGAAUCACAGGCAUGUAUUGAUAACGUGCUAUCUGGUAAUUUCAGUAGACACUUUGAACAGUAAGACUGUGCUAUAUUCAAAGUAGAUUAUAACCCACUCACAUGCCAGUGAAUCAGUACAAUAAAUUGUAUCAAUUUGUAUAAUUGUACAAUAAUUUAAACAAAUUAUUUUAAUAGCUGCCAGCUUUCUAACAGUUUUCUUGUACUGCUUUUCCUCUUGUAGUGGAAAAACUAUGUGUUUUUCACUUCCAUACAUAUGUCUUUAUGGAAUGCUGGUCUGCAUGCUGCGUGAUUUAAGGAGGAAGAAUUUGGUAAGCUACUCAUGUUCAGGUACCACAAACUAAUAAAUAGCCCUGAAGAAUCUCA